AUGCCGCCAGCAUACACUUCUUCGCAGAAGAGCGCUAUCGCAGAGUUCAGCAAUGUCACACAAGCGGACAAGAGUACCGCCGCGAAGCUUCUCAAGCAGCAUAGCUGGAACGUUGGUGCUGCGGUUAACACCUUCUUCAACAAUCCCUCGGCAGGUGGAGCCAACUCACUGCGAUCAUCACUAAGCAAGACGUUCGACCAGUAUCGCGACAACCCGAAAGACUCGCCCGAUGAGAUCACGAUCGAUGGCACCGGCAAGCUUCUUGAAGAUGCAGGUAUUGCGGUGGACGGUGUCGACUUCUUCAUCUUCUCCGAGCUCGUGGCUUCGCCAUCAAUGGGUACCCUCGCUCGAGAAGGCUUCGUGGACGGCCUCAGCGACGUAGGCGCAGACACUCCGGCUAAGAUCCGCAACAUCGUACUACAGCGGCGGUCGGCACUCAAUUCUGACCCAGAGCUGCUCAAGAAUGUCUACAACCACGCCUUUCAGCUCGGUCUCCAGGACAGGCAGAAGGCAUUACCGGUGGAGAUGGCACAGGAGUUCUGGAAGAUUCUCUUCACUGCACCAGCAUAUCAGUGGCGGACGAACUCAUCACCAUGGCUAGAUUGGUGGUUUGAGUUCUACACGGAGAAGGUCAACAAGGCUGUGAACAAGGACUUGUGGAAGCAGACAUUGAGCUUCGCGAAGGAGACCAUGCGAGAUGAGUCGCUCAGCUUCUGGACCGACGAAAGCAGUUGGCCGAGUGUCAUCGAUGAGUUCGUGGAGUGGGUGAAGACGCAGAAGAAGACCGGGGACGCCAUGGAGAUCUCGUAG
Fulvia fulva is the source of this 810-nucleotide messenger RNA. RefSeq names its product Defective in cullin neddylation protein 1. Lineage: Eukaryota; Fungi; Ascomycota; Dothideomycetes; Mycosphaerellales; Mycosphaerellaceae. Gene Ontology annotation, biological process: positive regulation of ubiquitin-protein transferase activity; protein neddylation. Bases 1 to 810 code for a protein of 269 amino acids. The transcript is spliced from 2 exons. Gene Ontology annotation, cellular component: ubiquitin ligase complex. Gene Ontology annotation, molecular function: ubiquitin-like protein binding; cullin family protein binding; ubiquitin conjugating enzyme binding. The record is from RefSeq and is a predicted model, not a curated record.